AUGACGCCUCUUCACAGCAAGACAGCAAAAGACAGCAGUGAUGCAGUGACCUAUGAUGAUGUGCAUGUGAACUUCACUCGGGAAGAGUGGGCUUUGCUGGAUCCUUCCCAGAAGAGUCUCUACAGGGAUGUGAUGCUGGAGACCUACAGGAACCUCACUGCCAUAGGCUACAAAUGUGAAGACCAUAACAUUAAAGAACAUUGUCAAAGUUCUAGAAGACAUGGAAGGUAA
Molecule: messenger RNA, 231 nt
Organism: Acomys russatus (golden spiny mouse)
Lineage: Eukaryota; Metazoa; Chordata; Mammalia; Rodentia; Muridae
Product: zinc finger protein 431-like
Exons: 3
Coding region: 1-231 (76 amino acids)
Biological process (GO): regulation of DNA-templated transcription
Source: RefSeq, a predicted model, not a curated record